This is a messenger RNA of Vigna radiata var. radiata (mung bean), 1312 nucleotides long. RefSeq names its product ribosomal RNA-processing protein 8. The record is from RefSeq and is a predicted model, not a curated record. Gene Ontology annotation, molecular function: methyltransferase activity. Gene Ontology annotation, cellular component: nucleolus. The transcript is spliced from 10 exons. The coding region runs from base 374 to 1159 and encodes 261 amino acids. Lineage: Eukaryota; Viridiplantae; Streptophyta; Magnoliopsida; Fabales; Fabaceae.
AGGAAAAAAGGGAAGGAAACGUGAAAAAAAUGAUGAAUGAUGCGCUGCCCAAAUGAAUUGAAACGGGCUUCUUUACUGAGGAAUUUGGUAAGACCCAAAAAAGCGACAUGCGCAGCACGUAAACUACUACACACCCCUUUUGAUCACCCACCACAGUCACGCGAGGCAUUUAAGAGAUUAAUCAACUCUUCAGAAAUCCAUGGCUCCGUCAAGCACAUGAGAAAAAAAAAAAAAAAAAAUUACAGACCAAGCAUUCUGGAUUUCCCUCGCCUCCAACACCAUACAUCAUUCACCAACUCACGGUUUUUCACUUACAAGGAGGAAACGAUAAAAGGCAUUCAAAAAUAUAGAAAGCUAAAUCAAAAUCUAAGCAAUGGGUGAGAGUAAGAAACGAAAGAAACGAGGAGGCAAAAAGGGUAAGGAGGAACAACAGGCUAUUCCUUCCCCUUCUGCGAAGCGCACAAAGUUGAAGGAACCCUCCACCUUUCUGGAAAAGAUGCGAGCGAGGUUGUCUGGUGGGCAUUUCAGGAUGAUUAACGAGAAGCUCUACACUUGCACUGGGAAGGAGGCUCUAGAUUAUUUCAAGGAAGAACCAUCGUUAUUUGACAUGUAUCAUGCAGGAUACAAAUCGCAGAUGUCAAAUUGGCCUGAACAGCCGGUUAAUGUAAUUAUCAAGUGGCUGAAAAAACAGAGCCCUUCUUUUGUUAUUGCUGAUUUUGGUUGUGGGGAAGCACUCAUUGCUAAAACUUUGAAGAAUAAGGUUUUCUCUCUGGAUCUUGUCUCCAAUGAUCCAAAUGUAAUUGCUUGUGACAUGGCAAAUACUCCCCUUGUCUCCUCAUCUGUUAAUGUUGCUGUGUUCUGUCUUUCAUUGAUGGGAACCAACUACCAAAGUUACAUUGAAGAAUCAAAUAGGGUGCUAAAGCCAGGUGGCUGGCUUUUGAUAGCAGAAGUUAAGAGUAGGUUUGAUCCAAAUACUGGAGGAGCAGACCCUGAAAAGUUUUCAAAUGCUAUUUCUGAGCUAGGUUUCAAAUCUGUAAAGAAGGACUUCUCAAAUAAAAUGUUUAUUUUGUUUUACUUUACUAAAAAGGAUAAGCAAAUUUCUAAGAGGAAGGAGAUUGAAUGGCCAACCCUUAAACCUUGUUUAUACAAGCGUAGAUGAUGUUAUAACAUUUCUGUUUUUUUUUUUUCUUUUGUCUGAUGUACUCAAAUGUUAUCUGUAUCAGUUAAAUCGUUCAUAUUUUUUAAUGUUAGCAUACUGUACCAUUUUUUAUAAUUUUAAACGUAAUAAACAAUUAUUAUUACAAUUUUCCAA